AUGGGUUUUGUGCUUCUUUGCACUGCUCAUUUCAUGAAAUUGCAUUAUUUUGAAAUUGAUUACGAAAGACACUAUCAUUGUCAACAUAUGAAACAGUGUCAGCAGGAAAAUGCCCGAAGAGGGCCUUUGAAUGGAUCAGGCCUAGUAUGUGAAACAAAUGAACCACCACGGGCUAAAGUUGGGACGCGCAAAUGGCGAUAUCAUCAAGGACGGAAUCAAUUUUGGUGCGAUGGUCGCAUCAUUAUGGCACGACAAAGUUCCAUCUUUCUCUUCACUUUGAUGGUUAUCACUGGAACGAUGGGUCUAUUUUUCGUCUUUGAUGCACCGUAUUUGUUUUGGAACGUCUCACCUGCUCUUCCAAUAGUUGCGGGAAUAUUAAUGUGUCUUGUGCUAGUUAAUUUAUUUAAGACAUCAUUUUCUGACCCAGGAAUAUUACCGAAGGCGACAAGUUUGGAAGCUAUCGAAAUUGAUCGACAAAAUUUUGCAGAAAGUAAUAUGUCGGAGGCAGUGCGAACACCACCACGAACGAAAGCAAUACACAUUAACGGGCAACUUAUCAAAUUGAAAUACUGUUUUACUUGUCGGCUGUUUCGUCCACCGCGUUCCUCUCACUGUUCCGUAUGCGACAACUGCAUCUUAAACUUCGACCAUCAUUGUCCAUGGGUUAACAAUUGCGUUGGGAAACGAAAUUAUCGACACUUUUAUUUUUUUAUUGUAUCACUCACCAUGCUGACACUAUUUGUAUUUGCAUGUGUAUGUCUACAUCUUGUUAUUUUGUCACAAAGGGAGAAUGCAUUUCUGGGUGCAGUAAGACAGUGUCCUAUGUCGCUUAUAAUUGCUUUAAUAUGUUUUUUCUCCAUUUGGUCAAUAUUUGGUCUUUCUGGUUUUCAUACAUAUUUGCUGUCAACAAAUCAGACAACAAAUGAAGACAUCAAAGGAACAUUUAAUUCGAAACGAUUACCACAUAUACAAAACCCAUAUACUACUGGUUCUAUAUUUUCCAAUUGUUUUCGAACACUGUGUGCUCCGGAACCUCCAAGUUUAAUUGACCGAAGAGGAAUUGUUGAGCCUGAACCGAUUGUGAUAGUGAAGAACUAUGGUUCAACUGGUGGUUCAGAGCGACAAUCAUACAAAAUUGUUUUAGGCUGA
Messenger RNA from Cercopithifilaria johnstoni, 1149 nucleotides. The record is from the annotation of a GenBank genome assembly. Lineage: Eukaryota; Metazoa; Nematoda; Chromadorea; Rhabditida; Onchocercidae.